Molecule: messenger RNA, 912 nt
Organism: Sclerotinia sclerotiorum 1980 UF-70
Lineage: Eukaryota; Fungi; Ascomycota; Leotiomycetes; Helotiales; Sclerotiniaceae
Exons: 1
Coding region: 1-912 (303 amino acids)
Source: RefSeq, a predicted model, not a curated record
AUGCAGAAAAUUUACAGAAAAGCACAAGGAGUCAUUCUUUGGCUAGGCCCCGCAAAAGAUGACAGUGACCUUGCAAUCGAGAUUUUACAGAUAAUGGAAACUACACGUAUUGGAGAAAGACAAAUCGUGGAAUCUACAAACAAAAGUCGUAUAGCUUGGCGUGCAGCACUCCUUGCCUUUUGCCAACGCCCAUAUUGGUGCCGUGUCUGGAUAAUGCAGGAAAUAUGUCUUGGCAGGGAGUAUAUAGUCCACUGUGGUGGCAAAAGUAUCUUAGGUAAUACCUUCGAUGAAUCCUUCAAGAAGUUGGCAAGAUCGAGGGGCCGUGGAGAUGCUUGGAAUGAUGCCGUGAAAGAAACCCUGGCAGUCCGGCAUAUCACUAUGUUUAGGUAUUGGGCACAAAGAGGACAACUCUUCCGCCUGGGACAGUGCUUGAAUAUUUGCCUGGAUGAUUUCAUUGCCACAGAGCCUAGAGACUUUGUAUAUGGAAUACGUGGUCUUGUUAGUGACUGUGGGAAUGAUGAAUUAGUCCCUGAUUACCAAAAACCUUUGAAACAUGUAUUUUUCGACACAGUUCCUAUUCUGAAACGUUCUUCCAAUUCGUCGGUACAAGUUGCUAGUAAACUGGCGAAAAAGCUUGGCUUGACUGAGGACGAUGAUGUACAACUCUGCUUAUCAGAAAUGGAGGACGAUAACCAUGAAUUCGAGAAGUCUCAAAGAAAGAUUCAGAAAGACUAUCCAGGGGGAAUGAGGAAGAGACUGCAGAGAAGAAAUCGGAGGGGGACCGGAAAUGGAAAGAGCGGCAAGAUAAACUACGAUUGGGAACUUGACCCAGAAGAAGUUGAAUAUUCAGACUUGGAGGACGGAGAGAGAGUAGAGAAUUCUUCGGAUGAAGCUUCUAGUUUGGAAGAGUGA